This is a messenger RNA of Sphaeroforma arctica JP610, 1486 nucleotides long. RefSeq lists its product as hypothetical. NCBI's taxonomy places the organism in Eukaryota, Ichthyosporea, Ichthyophonida. Gene Ontology annotation, cellular component: uniplex complex. The transcript is spliced from 4 exons. The coding region runs from base 13 to 474 and encodes 153 amino acids. Gene Ontology annotation, biological process: calcium import into the mitochondrion; mitochondrial calcium ion homeostasis. Gene Ontology annotation, molecular function: calcium ion binding. The record is from RefSeq and is a predicted model, not a curated record.
GGUGAGGACAAAAUGAGUCCCAGACAGUUUGGUGCCACCAUCCUCCGUCAGAUGCACAACAAGACACUCCGCAAGAAGCUGCAGGUGACCGCCAAAACGUUAAACGACGAAGGAUCCAUCACCUUCAGUGCCUUCAGCACCUUUCUGUUCUUUUUGGAGAACAUCCAUGACGUGGGUAUGGCGUUGCAAUUCGCGCGCGAGGGCAAUAAGGGCGUGGAUAAAGAGAGCUUCAAGCGCGCGUUUAGAGUCAUCGUUCGCACGGACGCCGACAGUGCGAUAGUGGAUGCCAUAUACGACAUCUUCGACACAAACUCCGACGGCUAUCUCUCGAGGAAAGAAUUCUACGUCGCAAUGAAAGACCAGGCCAUACAUGUGAAUCAGAAUACUCUUGGCCUGGGUGUGACCGAAGGAUUUACUGGGCUCGUGCUCUGUGUCAAAGAAAAGGUCGCCGAGAUGCGUGAAAUGGAAGCAUGAGAUUAGCUGUAUCUUCAGUUUGGCAUAGUACUAUACCUCACCGUUCGUGCCACUAUGGAAUGGAAGUAUAUGUGUGUGCAUUUCAAAAUACGACCAUAUAGCUUGUUGGUAUUGACCUACUCUAUAUACGAAUAUAGAUUUAUCUGAUUGGGCGUAGCACUUUAGACCGUCCUUCAUACAGACCUUAGGCACAGCACAUGCGCCAAUAAGUCUGUGCGGCAGGUUAGUGCUUGUGUGCGGAGUGUGCAGUGCGUGCAGACGUCUAUUUAAAAGUAUGAUGCGGAGUUCUCACGGUACGGAGAAGGGCCACACAUGCCCCUGACAACGGAGUGAUUUAUGACCAGACAGGUGGUAGACGGUUGAAUGAUGUUAACCUGCAACAUUUGUGAAGGGUAUGUAGUACGAGUCGGCACAAGCUGUGGUAAACUGUGAGUUUCUCAUAUGGAUCGUACAUAUACCGUCUGAAGGUGCUUGGAUGAUUCAGUCCAUUCACGACGGGCAAUGGGACACGCCUGCCGAUGAGUUGACAUUAUUUCAAUAAUGUUCCGUUGAGAAUCUUUGUUUCUGACUUUGACGCCACACUUUACUUCCCACUCUUAGCACACUACUUAAGUUAAGGGCGAGGGAGGUUAGUACAAUCCCCUAUGUAUUCUCACUACUUUGUUUAAGUGAAGUUUGGUGCAAUCCCCUACUCGAUAUCUGCGUUGUAUUCUCGCCCCACAAGAAGUGUGCGAAAGCUGCCUCAGCACGGGCCGACCACAUGAUUUCUUAAGCAGCCUAUACCUGUUGCCUAGCGUUGACAACUCCGCAAUCUGUAUGGGACUGCGCUGGGACAUCCACUGUCGAACCGCCUUCUGCUGAUAUAAGUUGCUAAUUUGCUACCACCAACUGCGGCUGUGGCGCAUACAUUGAUCCCAUUUUAACGCGUUCAUUGAGCUACACUCAAUAGUAUUAAAGAAUCACUACACUUAAGGGGACCACGCUCUUUACGCAAAUUUAAAAUAAAUAAAUC